GCGCGAAUUGCUCUGAGCGCGGCACCUGGAAGGAUUCAAGAGGCGUCUUUGACAUUUUGAAACACUGUUAUAGUUGUUCUGUUUACAUCAAGAUGUCUAGCAAAGCAAAUCCUUCUAAGAAAAGGUCUCAACAUUUAAAAAGAAAUCCGAAAAGAAAAAUUGAUAAUGAAGAAGCGGAGUUAUCAGAGAAAGAGGUUAGAAACACAGCGAAAAAAAAUAAAAGUCAUCCAAAACAUCUGUCUUCUGAAGGACAAGCAAAGCAUACUAAUCUAAAACAGGUAAAGAUCGCAACCCACAAGAGAAAAACCUGGCAACCUCUUUCGAAGAGUAGCAGAGAACAUUUGCAAACUAUGAUGGAAUCAGUAAUAAUAGCAAUUUUGAGUAACAGUGUUAGAGAAAAUGAAAAAAUUCAAUAUCAUCUGAACUUCCUAAAGAAAAGAUUGCUGCAGCUGUGUGAAACCCUGAAAGUCCCUCCCAAAAAGCAGCAAGAUUUAACUCAUGUGUCAAGUCUACUGAAAAUGGAAAGGGCACAGCACAGAGCUAAUGAAGAGGGUCUGGCAUUAUUGCAGGAAGAAACAGAUAAAAUAGUGGAGACCAUAGAGUCAAUGACUGGGGAUAUUCACAGCUUAAAGAACAAAGUUCAUGUUCUGAGAAGUGAGGUAGAAGAAGAGGAAAGGAAGGUAAAACAGAUGUUUCAAAUAGAUAGUGAGGUACUCUCUCUUCCCGAACUUUCUCAGAAGAGUCUCAAAGCACCCAUACUUCAGAAAGAAAUUUUGAUGCUAAUUCCAAACCAGAACGCUCUUCUGAAAGACUUAGAUGUUCUCCAUAAUUCACCCCAGAUGAAGAACAUGUUAACUUUCAUUGAAGAAGUCUAUAAAAGACUGGAUGCCUCUUAAAGAGUUUAUUGUUUUGUUUUGUUUGUAGAUUGUUCCAUAUGAGUUUAAUGUUUAUGAAUUUGUAGAAAUGUUAUUCUACGUGAUAUUGCCGGGGCUGAGGCUUCUUCAGGAUUCUCCUAAUACGCACUUUAAAAUUAACCUCUAUAAAUCUACCAUUAACCUCUAUACAUCUAACGUAGGCCUUGAAAACUGUUUUUAUCAAUUCCCACCUCUAGGAACUCCCAUUUAUGUUGCUGUAUUUCCAGUUAUUUGCCUAAAACCGUAAAAUGAGAACAGCCACAAUCUGAUGGUUUAUAAUGGCUGAAUAGAGUUCAUUUAUUGGUUAGUGCAGAGGAAAUAUGAUACUGUGACUUAACAUACGUAAAGUGUUUAUAGUGCCUAGCACAUAAAAAUGUAAGUGUUUGGUAUCGAUAUUGUUUUUUGCUGAUGACUUGCAUUUUCUGUCCAGUCAUGUGGAACUCUAGAAGUCCCCAAAUGCCUUUGCUCUUUUACAUAACUCCCUAGACUUUUUGUGGCAUAAUUAAGAUUUGCUAGGUGUCUUUAACUUUAGAGGUAGCAUGAACAUUUUAUUUCUUUGGUUAGGUUAGUGAAUAGAUGUUGAAUAUUUGUUUUCUACUCUCAUCAGAGCAUACCUUUAUUUCAUAAAAUUGUUAAAAACGAACCCAAGUUCAUUUAUUCCCUUAAA
Messenger RNA from Eubalaena glacialis (North Atlantic right whale), 1581 nucleotides. It is a transcript of the gene CENPQ, whose product is annotated as centromere protein Q. Lineage: Eukaryota; Metazoa; Chordata; Mammalia; Artiodactyla; Balaenidae. The transcript is spliced from 9 exons. The coding region runs from base 93 to 896 and encodes 267 amino acids. The record is from RefSeq and is a predicted model, not a curated record.